Molecule: messenger RNA, 2104 nt
Organism: Microplitis mediator
Lineage: Eukaryota; Metazoa; Arthropoda; Insecta; Hymenoptera; Braconidae
Gene: Arr2
Product: arrestin homolog
Exons: 5
Coding region: 91-1311 (406 amino acids)
Biological process (GO): G protein-coupled receptor internalization; signal transduction
Cellular component (GO): cytoplasm
Molecular function (GO): G protein-coupled receptor binding
Source: RefSeq, a predicted model, not a curated record
GAGAUGUUUAAGCUUUGAAAAUUGUCACUUCUGGGCGGGAUACAAACUUUGGUAUACUAAUUCUUCAAGUUUUUAUUUACCGCUAGCCAAAUGUUUCCACUGCUGCUGCUGGCCUACGUCGUGGCUGUUAAAGUUUUUAAAAAGACAACACCAAAUGGAAAAGUUACAGUCUACCUCGGCAAAAGAGACUUUAUUGAUCAUCUUGAGUUUGUAGAUCCAAUUGAUGGUGUAGUUGUUGUUGAAAAUGAUUAUCUUCAAGGACGUAGAGUUUAUGGCCAAGUUAUUACAACAUUCCGAUAUGGUCGGGAGGAAGAUGAAGUCAUGGGAGUCAAAUUUAGCAAGGAAAUGGUUAUUGCCAAAGAUCAAAUAAUACCGAUGAAGAAAGAAAAACAAGAGACAACACCAAUUCAAGACCGUUUGCUUAAAAAAUUAGGUCCGAAUGCUUUCCCAUUUAAUUUUGUUUUCCCACCCAACUCGCCAAGCUCCGUAACACUACAACCCGGUGAUGACGAUCAAGGAAAACCACUUGGAGUUGAGUAUACGGUUAAAGUGUUUGUCGGUGAAAAUGAAGAGGACAAAGGACACAAACGUUCAUCGGUAGCUCUAGCGAUUAAAAAACUUCAGUUUGCUCCAAUUUCACGUGGACGCAGACUUCCAAGCUCUCUGGUAUCCAAGGGCUUUACAUUCUCCAAUGGUAAACUAAAUCUUGAAGUUACACUUGACAGAGAAAUUUACUAUCACGGUGAAAAAAUAGCUGCUAAUGUUAUCGUUACCAACAAUUCACGUAAAGCAGUUAAAAAUAUUAAGCUGUUUGUAGUGCAGCACUGUGAAGUUACAAUGGUAAACUCUCAGUUUUCUCGGAAUGUAGCAAGUCUGGAAACACGCGAAGGUUGUCCGAUAACACCUGGAGCUAAUUUUACAAAACAAUUUUAUCUUGUGCCACUGGCCAGCAGUAAUAAAGAUCGUCGUGGAAUUGCACUUGACGGACAUCUUAAAGACGAUGAUGUAAAUUUGGCGUCUUCAACAAUGGCAGCUGAGGGUAAAUGUCCCGCAGAAUCUCUAGGUAUAAUAAUUUCAUACUCAAUACGCGUUAAAUUAAAUUGCGGUACAUUGGGCGGUGAACUGAUAACCGACGUGCCAUUCAAACUGAUGCACCCGGCGCCAGAAAAUGCCGAAAGGGAGAAGGCAAAUCUCAAAAAAUCAAAAAGUAUCGACCGUGCACGUUAUGAAAAUUCAUGCUACGCAAAUGAUGACGAUGACAACAUCGUCUUCGAAGAUUUUGCACGAUUACGUCUUAACGAGCCAGAAUAAAUUUUAUUGGAUAAUUUAAUAACAACUGUACUUUAAUGCUGGUGCUAUCUAAUUACUCUGAAAGGGAACAAUUACUCUCAAUUAGUAAAGAUAUACAUACAUUUUUUUUGUUAUAUUGGAUUGUAAUUAAUUGAAUUUAUCUAUUUUUAUUAUCGAAAAAUAUUUAUCGUGUGCUACUGCUCGCGUGGUGCUUAAUCGAGAGUUGUUGGAAAUCCUCUCAGAGCAGUUAGAUAAGAUUAUUAGUGAUGAAGCCUUUCAAAAAAAAAAAAAACUUAAGUAUGAAGAGGAAACAAGAUCGAAGAAUACAAAAAAAAAUCUAUAAUAUAAAUAUAAAACAAGGUCGAUUGCAAAGGAUUAAAAUAAAUACAAAUUAUAUUAUAAAACUUUAAUGGAAGAACUUUGAUGAAAAAAAAAAAAAAAAAAAAAAUGAACAAAAAAAGAGAAAAAAUAUUUAUUAAAAAAUAAUACUUAUUUAUUGUCUUAGAGUUUCUACUCGAUAGUGGUGGUCGGGUAGAAACUCAGUUAUUAAGACAAAAAAAAAAAAAGUAAAGUAAGAUUAUUCGUUAAUAAUUAUUAUAUUUUUAAGUUUAAAAAAAAAAUAUUUUUCCCGUUUCUCCAGAAGUGACUACAAUCUUUAUUUAAUUAUUUUAUUUAUUUAAUACUAUUGUUAUUAAUAUUUAUGAAUAUUAAUCGUUUAGUUUAACAAUAAUAUGGUAUUUCCUUAUAUUGUUGAGUUGCGAUUGUCCUGAACAAUAAAAUGUUGAAUAAUAAAUAAUUAAAAAUAUUUUAAUAA